Molecule: messenger RNA, 748 nt
Organism: Hibiscus syriacus
Lineage: Eukaryota; Viridiplantae; Streptophyta; Magnoliopsida; Malvales; Malvaceae
Product: CASP-like protein F16
Exons: 3
Coding region: 33-674 (213 amino acids)
Source: RefSeq, a predicted model, not a curated record
ACAAGGAGGAAGAAGAAGAAAAAGAGAGAAUAAUGGAGAAGAGUAGUGAAAAGGGUAAUGGUGUUGUUGCUACUGCUGCUACAACAAGGUCUCCAAUGGCUUUAAUGGGGCCGUCUUCAAGAAAUGGAAAUGAAGAAGAAGCGAACACUAGCAUGAGAACUGCCGAGACCAUGCUGCGGUUGGUGCCCAUGGCACUAGGGGUUGCUGCACUCGUUGUAAUGCUCAAGGACUCUCAGUCUAAUGAGUUUGGCUCGGUUUCCUACUCGGAUCUUGGAGCUUUCAGGUAUCUGGUGCAUGCAAAUGGAAUUUGUGCAGGCUAUUCCCUUCUUUCAGCUAUUAUAGCAGCCAUGCCUCGUCCCUCCACUAUGCCUAGAGCUUGGACUUUCUUCCUCCUCGAUCAGAUGCUAACGUACAUAAUCCUGGCUGCGGCUUCCGUUUCAACGGAGGUGCUGUACUUGGCAAACAAAGGGGAUUCGGCCAUCACAUGGAGUGCUGCUUGUGGAUCAUUUUCCGGUUUUUGUCACAAAGCCACAACAUCUGUGAUCAUCACAUUUGUCACGGUGCUUUGCUAUGCGGCGCUGUCACUGGUCUCUUCCUAUAGGCUUUUCACCAAGUUUGAUGCACCGGUGAACUACACCAGCAAGACAAUUGAAACUACCGUCUUCCAUGGUUGAUUUAUAAUGUUAUUAUUACUGAUGACUUAGUUUCACGUUCUGCUUGUAAUAAAAAAAAUAGUGUGUUUAUGCCA